This is a messenger RNA of Aspergillus pseudoviridinutans, 1305 nucleotides long. Its product is annotated as putative 2-oxo acid dehydrogenases acyltransferase. Gene Ontology annotation, molecular function: lipoic acid binding; acetyltransferase activity. Gene Ontology annotation, cellular component: cytoplasm; mitochondrion. Bases 1 to 1305 code for a protein of 434 amino acids. Lineage: Eukaryota; Fungi; Ascomycota; Eurotiomycetes; Eurotiales; Aspergillaceae. The transcript has 3 exons. The record is from RefSeq and is a predicted model, not a curated record.
AUGCAACCUCCCCUGUCUGUCGUUCAAUUGCUCACCCGGAUUCUCUACGCAGGGAUCACCGAAGUCCAGAUCAUUCAGUGGUAUGUCGAGGAAGGCGCUCACAUAGAAGAGUGGAAGCCACUGUGCCAGUAUCAGUCUGAUAAAGCAGUCGAUGAUAUAACUUCGAGAUACGAAGGAGUAGUCAAGAAGCUCCACUUUCAAGCAGAUGACACUGUUCCCACAGGAAUGGCACUUUGUGACAUAGAAGUUGAAGACGGCAAAUACCCAGAUGACCACACGCCCACUGAACCCAAACCCGAGCAAGUGCGGCCAGCUCCCGUUACUGCAGAUACUCUCCCUGUACAGCCAACAGCAUCGGCUCCGCUGCCCUCUUCGCAAGUGAAUGAGACGGCUGUUGAAACCCCAAGGUCAAAGUAUGCCUCUCUCGCUACCCCAGCAGUCCGUGGGCUGCUGAAGACUUACAACGUUGAUAUUCUUGAUGUCAAAGGGACGGGGAAGGAUGGUCGUGUCCUCAAAGAAGAUGUCAAUAAAUUUGUUGCCAUGCGCGACGCACCAGCGCAAACGCAAACGCAUCCUGUGGCACCUGCCAGUCAGCAGACAGAAACCACGGUCAACUUGACACCGAUUCAAUCUCAAAUGUUCAAGACCAUGACCCGCUCUCUCACUAUCCCGCACUUCCUCUAUGCUGAUGAGCUCAAGAUCAAUGAUAUUACAGCUUUGAGGAAGAGGCUGGCAUCUGACCCCAAAGAUCCCAAAAAGGUCACCUUCCUCUCGUUUGUCAUCAAGGCUGUGUCCCUUGCUUUGAACGAAUAUCCGCUUCUUAACGCUAAGGUGGACUUGAGCAAUCCUGAAAAGCCCAAACUGAUUAUGCGGCCGAAACAUAACAUCGGAGUCGCUCUGGAUACUCCACAGGGCUUGAUCGUCCCGAACAUCAAAGAUGUCGCAAACCGGACAAUCAUGGAAAUAGCAGCAGAAAUCAGGCGGCUAAGUGCACUGGGCAAAGAGGGUAAACUCACACCCGCUGACCUCAGUGGUGGCACGAUCACUGUCUCAAACAUUGGUAACAUCGGCGGCACCUACGUUGGCCCGGUGAUUGUACCAACUGAGGUGGCUAUUCUGGGGGUGGGAAAAUCAAGAACAGUGCCAGUCUUUGAUGAUGCUGGUCAGGUCACGAAGGGCGAGCUAGUGAAUUUCAGUUGGAGUGCAGACCAUAGAGUUGUGGAUGGGGCAACUAUGGCAAGAAUGGCCACCAAAGUUCGCGAGUUUAUCGAGUCGCCAGAGCUGAUGCUUUUGAAUUUGAAAUAG